Messenger RNA from Cercospora beticola, 3947 nucleotides. RefSeq names its product ATP-dependent Lon protease PIM1 (gene PIM1). Gene Ontology annotation, molecular function: serine-type endopeptidase activity; ATP hydrolysis activity; single-stranded DNA binding. Gene Ontology annotation, cellular component: mitochondrial matrix. Lineage: Eukaryota; Fungi; Ascomycota; Dothideomycetes; Mycosphaerellales; Mycosphaerellaceae. Gene Ontology annotation, biological process: protein catabolic process; protein quality control for misfolded or incompletely synthesized proteins; chaperone-mediated protein complex assembly. The record is from RefSeq and is a predicted model, not a curated record.
GGAACUCGCUGAAAUCAUCGCCUCGCAUCGACACUCCGCGCCCACCUCGUACAUCUCAUCUUGGGCUCUGCUGUCACUCUCGCUACGUUCAUUGGCAAUCACAGCCAGGGUCGAUAUUGCCCAAUUCCGAGAGACGAGCAGGUUGCGUGCGAUAGAGCAUGGUCUACGGCCGAGGGCAAGCAUGGCGGACCGCCUGGAAACAAUCGCAACAGCGCGCAUACACCACGGCACGGGCACCAUGUAGGGCCUGUCAGAUACAGCGGUCCGCACAGGUCUCGGCAUUGUCAGCGCAGAGCAGGAUCCCAUACACUUCGCUACGAUCAUCCCUCACAGCCUCCCGCGAUUUCUCGACAACGCCUGCGAGACGGAAAGAGAAGCCUCCAUCGGACAACGACGCGAAGGAUGAGGGCAAGACAGAUGUCACUGAGGCAGACGAGAAGGAGGCAAAGAGCAAUUCGGAGCCUACGCCAUCGCCCAUUCCGCUUGAUGGUAAAGGAUCGAGCGCUGGGACCGGCGGUGGUGGCGAGUCUGGAUCGGGAAGCGGUGACGGCGGAAAUCGCAAGCGAAAGGGCCAGGGCAAAGAACUUGUGAAGACUGCAGCACCAGAAGUCUACCCGCAAGUGUUGGCGAUACCCAUUGCACAACGGCCGUUGUUCCCGGGCUUCUACAAAGCCAUCACCAUCAGAGACCCCAAUGUCGUGGCUGCUGUGCAGGAACUGCUCAAGCGAGGGCAGAGCUAUGUGGGAGCUUUCUUGUUAAAGGACCAGGAAAGUAGUCAGGACGUGAUCAACGACCCGAGCGAAGUCUACGACGUGGGUACCUUUUGCCAGGUUACCGGCGCAUUCCCGGCUGGACAUGGCGAGGAGAAGGCACUGCAGGCUGUGCUCUAUCCACACAGGAGAAUUCGACUGAGCGAGCUCAUCAAGCCCAAUCGAGGUCCACCAGUUGCACCGGAGCCAGAAAAGGCGGCGCAAGCGACUUUGGAAGACGUGCCACAGUCGGAGCAGGGCGAACAGCCAGAGACGGACGAGAAGAAGAGCGGCGUGGUGGCGAGCUUUGAAGAGUCAUCUGCAGAAAAGAAGGACGACAAGGCGCUGUUCCAGCCCACCGACUUCCUGCGGUCAUGGCCAGUCAGCUUGGUGAAGGUCGACAACCUGGCAGACGAACCCUUCGACAAGCGUGCACCCACAAUACGAGCAUUGAUCUCGGAGAUCGUCAACACAUGCAAAGAGAUUGGCAGCGUCAACCACCUGUUCCGUGACCACGUUUCCGCAUUCGCAAUGUCACAGUCCGCCGCCAACAUCGCCGAGGAACCCGCCAAGCUCGCCGACUUUGCCGCAGCAGUGUCUGGGGGCGAGAUGGAGGAAGCACAGGCAGUAUUGGAGUCGCUGAACAUUGAGACACGACUAAGCAAGGCGCUCGAGGUGAUCAAGAAAGAGCACAUGAACGCGCAACUGAGCAGCAAGAUCACCAAAGAUGUGGAGAGCAAGAUCCAGAAACGUCAACGGGAAUACUGGCUCAUGGAGCAAAUGAAGGGCAUCAGGAGAGAACUAGGCCUGGAAAGUGAUGGCAAGGACAAGCUCGUGGAGAGAUUUAAGGAGAAGGCGAACAAACUGGCAAUGCCGGACCCGGUGAAGAAAGUGUUUGAUGAAGAAGUGGCCAAGCUCGCACAUCUCGAGCCUGCAGCAAGCGAGUUCAAUGUUACGAGGAAUUACUUGGACUGGCUCACCCAGAUUCCUUGGGGCCAGCGGAGCGCCGAGAACUUUGGUAUUCAGCAUGCCCAAGAGGUGCUCGAUGAGGAUCAUCACGGACUGAAAGACGUCAAGGAUCGCAUACUGGAAUUCAUUGCGGUUGGUAAAUUACGAGGCACCGUGGAGGGCAAGAUUCUGUGCAUGGUCGGGCCACCUGGAGUCGGAAAGACGAGUAUUGGCAAAUCGAUUGCCCGUGCGCUUAACAGACAGUACUACCGCUUCAGUGUCGGUGGUCUGACUGAUGUUGCGGAGAUCAAGGGUCAUCGAAGGACAUACGUUGGUGCGCUUCCUGGUCGCAUUAUUCAGGCCUUGAAGAAGUGCCAGACUGAAAAUCCUCUGAUCUUGAUUGACGAAGUCGACAAGAUUGGUCGUGGCCACCAAGGCGAUCCUUCGAGCGCUCUGCUCGAACUUCUCGAUCCAGAGCAAAAUAGCUCCUUCUUGGAUCACUACAUGGACGUGCCCGUCGAUUUGUCCAAGGUCCUGUUCGUCUGCACAGCAAACAUGACCGACACUAUUCCUCGUCCACUCCUCGACAGAAUGGAGAUGAUUGAGCUUUCGGGCUACGUUUCGGACGAGAAGAUGGCCAUCGCUGAGCGCUACCUUGCUCCACAAGCCAAAGAGCUCAGCGGACUGAAGGAAGUCGACGUCAACCUUGACAAGGAAGCUAUCCUCGAACUCAUCAACAAGUACUGCCGCGAAUCUGGAGUGCGAAACCUGAAGAAGCAGAUUGAGAAGGUGUACCGCAAGUCUGCACUCAAGAUCAUUCAAGACCUUGGCGAGGAAGUGCUCAGCGAGGACAAAGCAUUGACCGAGGAGGGCAAAGCAGCUGCUGAAGAAUCCAAGAAGGAUGAGACGGAUCCGAAGGAGACUCCGGAAAGCAUUGAGAAGGAAACCACUGAGCAGCCUCGCGUCGCUCUCAAGGUACCGGAAUCAGUCCACGUCACAAUUGGAAAGGACAACCUCAAGGACUACGUCGGCCCCCCAGUCUUCACCUCUGACCGGCUCUACGAUAGCACUCCACCUGGCGUGGCUAUGGGUCUUGCUUGGACGCAGAUGGGCGGAGCAGCGCUGUACGUCGAAUCUAUUCUGGAGAAUGCCCUCUCUUACAAUUCAAGACCUGGUCUUGAAAGGACGGGUAACCUCAAGCCUGUGAUGAAGGAGUCGACGCAAAUUGCAUACUCAUUCGCAAAAGGUCUCUUGGCUAAGCAGUUCCCGGAGAAUAAGUUCUUUGAAAAAGCUCGGAUACAUUUGCAUUGCCCAGAAGGUGCUGUGCAGAAAGAUGGACCCUCGGCUGGUAUUACGAUGGCGACAUCGCUGCUCUCACUUGCUUUGGACAAGCCUCUGGACCCAACGAUCGCUAUGACUGGUGAGCUGACAGUGACUGGUAAAGUAUUGCGCAUUGGUGGUUUGCGAGAGAAGACUGUCGCUGCACGACGUGCUGGGUCACGCAUGAUACUAUUCCCACGGGACAAUCUCAGUGAUUGGCUCGAGUUGCCUGAGAACAUCAAAGAAGGCAUCGAGGGCAAACCUGUGGACUGGUAUUCUGACGUGUACAAGCUCGUCUUCCCAGACGUUAACGUCGAUGCCGCCAACCAGCUCUGGAAGAAGCAGCUGGCCAAGCCACCGAAAGAGGAGAGGGAGAAGGAUGACGACUAGGAAUUGCAUCUGAAUAACCCUUGUGGGAAGCUAGAGUACAGUUAUCGCACUUCGCACGAAGCAAGACAGCAUACUUCGAUGCAGACUCGAUGACAUGGAAGCAUGAGCCGGCGCACUUUGAAUUCGGCAUAUCGAAUAGACGGACCUCAGAGGUCGGGCACUUUGCGAGAGAUGCCAAUAUGGCGCUGGCGAGCGGAUCGCAUUACUCCGCUCUUGUACAUAAUAUACAGUCCUUGCCAGCAGGGAAGCGCUGUGGCGCUGGAAGAGGUAGAAGCUGGGUAUAGAAGUGAGGCUAUACUAGUGAAAGAGAGACUAGACAGAGCACGACUGUACAACUACCAACAAGUUAUGGAUCUUCGUACUGGGUUGAUUGUUCAUGCGCAUCCAUCCUCUGUGGACUUGAGACGCAUGUCCUUGAAUAGCGAUGCUGGCGGUCGCUUGGAGAUGUACGUGGUACAAAAGCCCGGUCUAGGCCCUCCCGCUCUGGUGGCUGCGAGCACGACAUUGCACUUAAACAACGACCUCACUCGUACUUCCAUU